CACCAUGUGGGUCCACCCACCAGGCUCACUCAGCCACAGCCCUUCUUUCCGGGCUGCCUGUCAUGUCAGAUGCCCACGCUACCAGGCAUCUCUGUCUGCUCCUCUCUGGAGGGAACAAUGAGGCCACUGUGACCCUCACAGGAUUCUGAUGGCCUCACAUUGUCCUCCUGAGGUCACCACAGAGAUAACCUCACUACCCCCUGCACCUGCGGCACAAGUCUGCUGAGGCCAGCGUGGGUGAGCAUCCUUGGUCCUCCUUCUGGCUGCCCAGGGCAAGGCUCGGGCCAGAGCCCUACGAGGAAGCCUCUAAGGGCACCAGGACUUGGGACACACCUAAGCCACCGAGGAGCAACCCAGUAGAGACUUCCAGCCACCAUCCUGGAGGUCCUCGCACCCAGUUCCCUUCAUCUACCCCAGGAAGAGAUGCAGAAAGACACUUCACUGCCGCUCCCAUCUGCACCCUUGGCCUCCAACAGUGUCCUGGGUGCUGGCCAGCAGGCCAGCAUGUCGGGGCUCCCUGGCAAAAGCAAGACUGGGCGCCGUGCCUACACCAAAGCCCACCGGAAGCCCAGCAUAUCCAAGGUGAUCCUGGGGAUUGUGGCGGAAAAGGGGGCGCGCAACCGCGUGUCCCUGGCCACUCUGAAGAAGGCCGUUGCCACCAGGGGCUACAACAUGACACGCAAGGCCUGGCGUUUCAAGCGAGUGCUCAGGGGCUUAGUGGACAAGGGCAUGCUCAAGCAGGUGACAGGCAAGGGGGCCUCGGCCUCCUUCCUCAUGGUCAAGAAGAACGCCUCCAAGUUCAGGCUUAAGGCUAAGAGACUGCAGCGGCGGCGGCAGCCUGGCCAGCGCCAGCCUGGGCAGCGCCGGUUGCUCAGGGGCUCCAAACAGGGCCACAAGCGGCUCAUCAAGGGGGUUCGCAGGAUGGCCAAAUGCCGCCGCAGUUAACCAGGCAGGCUGGGCAAGUAGGCCGGGGUUCCAGGCCUGCCAUGGGCUCAGUGCGGUGCGAAUAAAAGGAGCCUGACUUAUUUCA
This is a messenger RNA of Vicugna pacos (alpaca), 1030 nucleotides long. Its product is annotated as histone H1.9-like. Lineage: Eukaryota; Metazoa; Chordata; Mammalia; Artiodactyla; Camelidae. Gene Ontology annotation, molecular function: DNA binding. Gene Ontology annotation, cellular component: nucleosome. The record is from RefSeq and is a predicted model, not a curated record. Gene Ontology annotation, biological process: nucleosome assembly.